GGUAUGCCCAACAAACAAUUGCUUUUCCAAAGAUUCUCGCUCCUCAAUUCCUCUCUCCUAAAAUUUUUCAAUUUCUUCUUGCAUUGCAAACGAUUUUUUAUUGUUCCGCAUAUAUCUACUGCUCGUGAUGUUCAGAAUCAUAAUUAUCUCUCCAAAAUUGAACGACAGACUUGAAUUGAAAUUUGAGAUAUUUCCCCAAAUUUGAAAUUCCUAGGUUUCGAGGAUUUGACGGUUAGAGGAUGGGGGCGGAGUCGCCGGUGUGGGGCACGUGGGAGGAUCUUAUUUUGGGGGGCGCGGUUGUGAGGCACGGAACCGGCGGUUGGAACGUCGUCGCUUCGGAGCUUCGUGCGCGCACCCUUUAUCCGUAUGCCUUUACUCCUCAGGCUUGUAAAGAAAGGUAUGAAGACCUACAAAAACGUUAUUCUGGAUCCACGUCUUGGUUUGAAGAACUGAAAAUUCGGCGUGUUGCAGAGCUCAAGCGAGAACUGGUUAAAUCUGAAAACUCAAUAGGAUCACUUGAGUUGAAGAUCAGAUCAUUGGAGGGGAAGAAACAACAAUUCAAACAAGGUGAAUCCGGUUCAUGCGAGACUGAAUCACCUCCACCCGUGUUGGACUCAGAAGCCACCGAGUCAAUCAGCAGGCAGACAUCAAAUGGUGAGAACUCCGUUGGCAGCUUCACAAAAGAAACAAGCACAAUGGGAAGCUGGUUGUGCGACCAUCAGCUUCAAGCUGAGGAGACCGAGACGAAGCCCAGCACAUCUGCCUGCUCUGAGCUGGGAAAGGAUCCAAGCAUUGAUGACCUCCCUGAGGUCGGUUAUGAGCACGGAGUCAUCGUUAGGAAGAAACGAGGGAAGAGAAAGAGAAAGGACUGCAGUCAAGUUGCCAAAGAGAAAAGUGUUGAUGACAGUGAUAAUUUAGGUUCUUCGAAUGCUGUUUCGACUGCAAACAAGGAAACAUCAACUAACGAAUGUAAGAGGAUGAGAAUCUCCGGUCCCAAGACCACCGUAAGAGAGAGCUUGAUCGAGAUAUUCGAAUCCAUUGCACAGAGUGAAUCAGCAGCAGUCUUCAGACAUCGAAUGGACAGUCAGAAACGGGCACGAUACAGACGUGUUGUCCAGCAGCACAUGGACAUUGGCACAAUAAAAUCAAGAAUCAUUGGUCAGUCCAUAAAAACAGCGAAGGAGCUCUUCCGGGACCUGCUGUUGCUGGCAAACAAUGCGUUGGUAUUUUACUCGAGACGCACACGCGAGUACAAGGCUGCAAUCACUCUGCGGCAGCUGGUCAUGAAAGAUUACAAGCUGCAUUGCAGAGGGCAUUGCAAUGAAGCCACAUCGGACUUCAUCCCGUGCAACCCUCCGGUGAGGCCACGGACAGCUCGUCCUCGGCCUGGGCUUCCAACGUACAAGGACACGGAGGCAACAUCGGAUAAAGCCUUGAAACCAGUGAAUGCUGCUCUUGCCACUCCGGUGGGAUUGGGGAAACAGUGUAAUUCCGGUAACAGUGUGUUGAAGCAAUCCUUGUUGAAGGCUAAGAAAGGUUUGAAGAGACCUGCGAAAUUGAAAACUGAAUUAAGUGAUCCACAACGUAAAAAUACACCAGUGAAACAAAGGAAAAGAGUUCGGAGAUGACAAUGUUUUAUCAAUAGAAAAAAAAAGACUUGUGUAAGAGAAAAUUGUACAGACUUCUUUUCUAUAUUAUAUCUGAUUCAUGUCUAACA
Salvia hispanica is the source of this 1717-nucleotide messenger RNA. It is a transcript of the gene BRD4, whose product is annotated as bromodomain 4. Lineage: Eukaryota; Viridiplantae; Streptophyta; Magnoliopsida; Lamiales; Lamiaceae. Gene Ontology annotation, molecular function: protein binding. The record is from RefSeq and is a predicted model, not a curated record.